Molecule: messenger RNA, 2121 nt
Organism: Ochotona curzoniae (black-lipped pika)
Lineage: Eukaryota; Metazoa; Chordata; Mammalia; Lagomorpha; Ochotonidae
Gene: SLC5A9
Product: solute carrier family 5 member 9
Exons: 15
Coding region: 1-2121 (706 amino acids)
Biological process (GO): transmembrane transport
Cellular component (GO): plasma membrane
Molecular function (GO): D-glucose:sodium symporter activity
Source: RefSeq, a predicted model, not a curated record
AUGAGCCAGGAGCGAGCAACAAUGGGGCCUGGAGCUUCAGAGGCGGGGGACAGGCUGGAGGCGGCUCCACGGUCAGCGCUGGGCCCUGGAGUCAGCCUGCACACCUAUGACAUCGUGGUUGUCGUCGUCUACUUUGUGUUCGUCCUGGCCGUGGGGAUCUGGUCGUCCAUCCGUGCGAGCCGAGGGACCAUUGGCGGCUACUUCUUGGCAGGAAGAUCUAUGAGUUGGUGGCCGAUCGGAGCAUCUCUGAUGUCCAGCAAUGUGGGCAGUGGCUUGUUCAUUGGUCUGGCCGGGACAGGGGCUGCUAGUGGCCUUGCCGUGGGAGGCUUCGAGUGGAAUGUAAGGAGGCUGAACUGGCCUGGGAAGGGAAGGGAGCAUCCAAGGUCACACAAAAGGACUUUGACGAAGUCCCAAGCAACCUGGCUGCUCCUGGCCCUGGGCUGGGUCUUCGUCCCUGUGUACAUCGCAGCCGGCGUGGUCACCAUGCCACAGUACUUAAGGAAGCGAUUUGGAGGCCAGAGGAUCCAGGUGUACUUGUCCCUUCUGUCUCUCAUCAUCUACAUCUUCACCAAGAUCUCGACUGACAUCUUCUCCGGAGCUCUGUUCAUCCAGAUAGCUUUGGGCUGGGACCUGUAUCUCUCCACGGUGAUCCUGCUGGUAGUCACAGCGGUCUACACCAUCGCAGGGGGCCUCAUGGCUGUGAUCUACACAGACGCACUGCAGACGCUGAUCAUGGUUGUGGGAGCCCUGGUCCUCAUGUUUCUGGGCUUUCAGGAGGUGGGCUGGUACCCAGGCCUGCAAGAGCGGUACAGGCUGGCCAUCCCUAAUGUCACAGUCCCCAAUACCACCUGUCACCUCCCACGGCCAGACGCCUUCCACAUGCUUCGGGACCCUGUGAGCGGGGACAUCCCGUGGCCAGGUCUCAUUUUUGGACUUACAGUGCUGGCCACCUGGUGCUGGUGCACAGACCAGGUCAUCGUGCAGCGGUCACUCUCCGCCAAGAGUCUGUCCCAUGCCAAGGGAGGCUCCGUGCUAGGGGGCUACCUGAAAAUCAUGCCCACAUUCUUCAUCGUCAUGCCUGGCAUGAUCAGCCGGGCCCUGUACCCAGAUGAGGUGGGCUGCGUGGACCCUGACAUCUGCCAAAGGGUCUGUGGCGCCAGAGUGGGAUGUUCCAAUAUUGCUUACCCCAAGUUGGUCAUGGAGCUUAUGCCCAUUGGUCUGCGGGGCCUGAUGAUCGCCGUGAUGAUGGCCGCCCUCAUGAGCUCGCUCACCUCCACCUUCAACAGCAGCAGCACGUUGUUUGCCAUCGACAUAUGGCGGCGUCUCCGCAGGAAGGCCACGGAGCAGGAGCUGAUGGUGGUGGGCAGGGUGUUUGUGGUGUUCCUGGUGGUUGUCAGCAUCCUCUGGAUCCCCCUCAUCCAGAGCUCCAACAGCGGGCAGCUCUUUGACUACAUCCAGUCUGUCACCAGCUACCUUGCUCCUCCCAUCACUGCCCUCUUCCUGCUGGCCAUCUUCUGCAAGCGGGUCACAGAGCCGGGGGCUUUCUGGGGCCUCAUGUUUGGCCUGGGAGUGGGGCUUGUGCGCAUGAUCCUCGAGUUCUCCCUGCCGGCCCCCGCCUGCGGGGAGGUGGACCGGAGACCUGCGGUGCUGAAGGACUUCCACUACCUGUACUUCGCGCUGCUCCUGUGCGGGCUCACGGCCAUCGUCAUCAUAGCCGUCAGCCUCUGCACAGCCCCCAUCCCUGAGGAAAAGCUUGCUCGCCUGACCUGGUGGACCCGUGAGUGUCCCCACCCUGGAUUACAAGAGGAGGUCUUUGAGAGCUCUCUGGGGAGAUCAGAGAGGCCAGUGGAGGAGUGCCAUGGUGGAAGUGGAGCAGCAGAGAACUCCAGCCAGAGCAAGGAGCAGCCGGGAGCCCCGUGCAGAUCCUUGGGAAAGCUGCUCUGGGGCUGGUUCUGUGGGCUCUCUGGGAACCCAGAGCAGAACCUGAGCCCAUCAGAGAAGGCUGCCCUUGAACAGAAGCUGACCAGCAUCGAGGAGGAGCCUCUCUGGAGGAGCAUCUGUGACAUCAACGCCGUGAUCCUGCUGGCCAUCAACAUCUUCCUCUGGGGCUACUUUGCAUGA